Messenger RNA from Scatophagus argus, 1807 nucleotides. RefSeq names its product glutamine synthetase-like. Bases 173 to 1294 code for a protein of 373 amino acids. Gene Ontology annotation, cellular component: cytoplasm. The transcript is spliced from 7 exons. The record is from RefSeq and is a predicted model, not a curated record. Lineage: Eukaryota; Metazoa; Chordata; Actinopteri; Scatophagidae. Gene Ontology annotation, molecular function: glutamine synthetase activity.
UCCAAUGACAGGCCGGGGAAGAUACUGGGCAGUGCUAUAAAUCCAGCGUGGAGUCAGUGAAGGAAGCAGGAAUGAAAAACAAUACAAACCUAGACAUCGACUACACGUCAACGGACUGUUUUAAUCUCUUGAUAUUUUUCAACACUUAACAUAAGGUUUUGGGGUCAAGAAAAUGGCCACCUCAGCAAGUUCUAACCUGAACAAAGCUGUUAAGCAGCAGUACAUGGAGCUCCCUCAGGGGGACAAGGUCCAAGCCAUGUACAUCUGGAUAGAUGGGUCUGGAGAGGGACUGCGCUGCAAGACCAGAACUUUGGAUUUUGAACCCAAGACGAUUGAGGACCUUCCCGAGUGGAACUUUGAUGGCUCCAGCACCUACCAGUCAGAGGGCUCUAACAGCGACAUGUUCCUCAUCCCAGCAGCCAUGUUCAGGGAUCCAUUCAGAAAAGACCCAAACAAACUGGUGCUGUGUGAGGUGCUCAAGUACAACCGCAAGCCAGCAGAGACCAAUCUGCGGCGCACCUGUAAACAGAUCAUGAGCAUAGUGGAGAAUAACCACCCGUGGUUCGGUAUGGAGCAAGAGUAUACUCUUCUGGGCACGGAUGGACAUCCCUUUGGCUGGCCCUCCAAUGGCUUCCCUGGUCCACAAGGGCCUUAUUACUGUGGAGUGGGCGCAGAUAAGGCGUAUGGACGAGACAUAGUGGAGGCGCACUACAGAGCCUGUCUGUAUGCUGGAGUUAAAAUCUGUGGCACCAAUGCUGAAGUCAUGCCAGCUCAGUGGGAGUUCCAGGUUGGGCCUUGUGAAGGUAUAAACAUGGGGGAUCAUCUGUGGGUUGCUCGCUUCAUCCUUCACAGAGUAUGUGAGGAUUUCGGUGUGCUUGCAUCUUUUGACCCCAAACCAAUCCCAGGGAACUGGAAUGGUGCUGGCUGCCACACCAACUUUAGCACAAAGGAGAUGCGAGACGAUGGUGGACUGAAAAUCAUUGAGGAGUCGAUCGAAAGGCUUGCGAAGAGACACCGGUACCACAUCCGUGCCUACGAUCCCAAAGGUGGGCUCGACAAUGCCAGACGUCUCACCGGUCAUCACGAAACCUCAAACAUCGACGAGUUCUCGGCUGGUGUGGCCAAUCGUGGCGCCAGCAUCCGUAUCCCUCGAUCAGUUGGGCAGGACAAGAAGGGCUACUUCGAGGACCGCCGUCCGUCUGCCAACUGUGACCCUUAUGUCGUUACAGAGGCUUUGGUGCGCACAUGUUUACUCAAAGAGGAGGGAGAGGAGCCCACAGAUUACAGCAAAUGAACAGUCUAAGAGCAAGUGUCAUUGCAAGUACUGUAUUUAGCCUUGUCUGUUUCAAGACUUAAUAGAUUGAUCUUAACCUUUAUGAAUUUUUUACUUGACAGAUGAAAUAAUGAGGUAUACCUGCAUUGUUUGUGCAUUUAGAUGUAUGCAGCAAGUCUUUACCUCAGGCACUGCCUUUUAGCCAACACAUUUAGUCAUGUUGUCAAGAUAGCUGGUAAUUUGUAUAGAAUUACAUUGUGAUAUAAUGUGUUUCACUUGUACUAAUAAUGAAAAACUGUCCAAGUGCAGCAGGAUUUUGCUGUAGAUCUUGUAACUGACCCAAAGGAUCCUAAAGGCAUUUGAAUGUUUUUAUCAGUCUUGGUCUCUGUCACAAUAGUGAUUUUUAUCAUGUUGUGGAAGGAUGAAGUCUUGUAAAUCUUUUGUAUGUUUUUUAAAAUGAAUGCAUGUCUGUUCUGUUUUUUCACUUGUAAUUGUCACAUGGAAACAGACUUAAAUAAACAGCUAACAUUUUUA